AUGUCUUCCGCCUGCUGGAACGUCUUGAGGUACGUGUUGAAGUUCACGGCCAUUACCUCCGGCACCGCGUCAGAGAAGGGGACUUGCUGCAGCGAACCGUCGCGGGCGAGGAAGCGUCUCAGCAACUCGCGCACAUCAGCGGCGGACUCCGGCCGGCAGCGCGUCAUCCGCACUAGACGCGCGCCACCGCGCAUGCGGCUGAAGCGAGGAACGUACCCAUUCGGGUUGGUCUCUUUGUCGCUAUGCACUCGCGAACGCGGCGCACGCGCCACAAAGUGCUCUGCGGAGUACGCCGCCGCCGUCCGCGCCUCCUCAAUCUCCGAAACCAGCCUCGCGUCUCGGAUUCCAAAUUGCUCCAUGAAGGCGGAAAGAAGCUGCGUCAGCAUCGCGACCUGCUCAACUGUAAUAUCAAAAGUGACGCCGCCGAUCAUCACGUCCGUGGCGCUGUGGAAACACGUUCGAAGUGGCAGAGGGCCAAAAUGCCGGAUUAUGCCGACUGCAACGUCGCCGCAGCAAAGGUACGACCCUUCAGCAAGCGUCUCACCGUCUCGGUUCAAAAAACCGCCAGAGAUAGGCGUCAGCGAGAGGGAUAUAUCGGUUGCGGCGCACAACUUAAUGAGGGCGAAUUCAAACCUUCCGCAGCAGAGAUUGAUUUGGGGCGACUUCUGGUUGCCUGCGCGCAAUGUGGCGUCCAUGUCUAAAAUACAGAGUGACAGAUUGAUUUCUAGUUCAUUACUGCGCGGCUCAUUUUUAUGCAGGAAUGUGUUGAACCCUUGUCGGACAUUCUUUGGCGCAUCCAACUUGGGCUGGAUCUUUGAGAGUGGCCAGAAGAGUUCAUCGGGGCGAAUCACACAAACCGAGCUUCCUAAAAUAUUCUCAUGCGUGUCCAGUAUGGUGCAGAUAUGCGGCGUCGUGGCGAAUCCCCGAAGGCCCACCAGUUGA
Molecule: messenger RNA, 942 nt
Organism: Trypanosoma grayi
Lineage: Eukaryota; Euglenozoa; Kinetoplastea; Trypanosomatida; Trypanosomatidae
Exons: 1
Coding region: 1-942 (313 amino acids)
Source: RefSeq, a predicted model, not a curated record